Molecule: messenger RNA, 2324 nt
Organism: Sycon ciliatum
Lineage: Eukaryota; Metazoa; Porifera; Calcarea; Leucosolenida; Sycettidae
Product: protein arginine N-methyltransferase 1-like
Exons: 10
Coding region: 113-1159 (348 amino acids)
Biological process (GO): peptidyl-arginine methylation
Cellular component (GO): nucleus
Molecular function (GO): protein-arginine N-methyltransferase activity
Source: RefSeq, a predicted model, not a curated record
AUGCUCUGAUCUGGUACUCGUGCAAACGUCUCCUUGACCCUUUCUUGUUUGUGUGUAUUCGUGUUUUGGUGAGUCCUGGCGCGUGUCGUGGACAUCCUCUCUUAUUUCAGUCAUGAACGGUGUAGAGGCCUCAGCUGCUGCUCCAAUGGAGGUGGCACCUGAUGCAGUCAAAGCUGGCGAUAUGACCAGCAAGGACUACUACUUUGAUUCCUAUGCCCACUACGGUAUUCACGAGGAAAUGCUUAAGGAUGAGGUGCGUACCAAGACCUACCGCGAUGCCGUCUACCAGAACAAGCACCUUUUCAAGGGCAAGGUUGUCUUAGACGUUGGCUGCGGCACUGGCAUCCUCAGCCUGUUCUGUGCCAAGGCUGGUGCUGCCAAGGUUAUUGGAGUCGAUUGCUCCAGUAUCAUUGACCACGCAAAGGUCAUCGUCAAGGACAACAACUACGACCACGUCGUCACCCUCAUCAAGGGUAAGAUCGAGGAGGUUGAGUUGCCCGUCGAGAAGGUUGACAUCAUCAUCAGCGAGUGGAUGGGCUACUGCCUGUUCUACGAGUCCAUGUUGGACACCGUCCUCGUUGCCCGCGACAAGUGGCUGAAACCCGAUGGUCUCAUCUUCCCCGACCAUGCAUCUCUGCGGAUAUGCGGCAUUGAGGACCAAAGCUACAAGGAGCAGAAGAUCAACUGGUGGGAGCGUGUGUAUGGUUUCAACAUGUCUGUGCUUCGCGAUGUUGCACUAAGGGAGCCCCUGGUGGACAGUGUGGAUGCACAGCAGAUCAUGACCGACAGCUAUCUCCUGAAGGAGGUCGAUCUCUACACAGUCAAGGUCGAAGACUUGAACUUCUCCGCACCGUUCACUCUGCACACCCGUCGCCAGGACUUCCUCGACGCCUUUGUCUGCUAUUUCAUUGUGUCAUUCAACAAGUGCCAUCGCAUCAAGCGGAUAAACACCAGCCCGGACAGUCGCUACACACAUUGGAAGCAGACCGUGUUCUACCUUGAUGAGCCCUUGACCUGCAAGAACGGCGAGGAGAUGACUGGAAACUUCUCUGUCACCAAGAACGACCGUAACAAGCGUGACUUGGACUUCAAGAUUGACUACAAUUUCCAGGGUGAGAUCAUGCAGGUUGAGCAGGCUAAGAACUUCCGUAUGAGAUAGGUAUUCAGCACGCCAUCACCGGUAUCGCUGACGACGCUCUUCGUGUCGUUUCUGGCACUGCCUUCACCGUCACCGCGUCCUCCACUGUACGCUCAUUGUUCCGAUUGCUCUGCUCUUCUCGUGGCAGUCUUGAGUUUCAACGGUGACGCCGGUGCCAUUCUGUGUUGGGUGACGCCCAGCGGCUUUACUUAACCAUGCGCACCCUCUGCUUCACAGAGUAGCCACUGUGCUCCUGCUGUCUGUGUGAUCUCUGUUAUUAUGUGUUGGAGUCGCUCAGGCAACGCUUAUCGUGUCCGGCGCGAGCAGCUGCAGUAGCAGUGUUUCUCACAGGAGCCUUUCUGUCUGGUAGUGCUAUUUUCUGUUCUCUUCUUUGGCAGUGGCCGCUCUUUCCUAACCGGUGUAGCACGGUUUAGCUGUUCGUGCCCAUGCGCUGACGUGAUGGUCUCCUGUAUGUAAUGAAAUGACCUUUGCCACACCGCUGUUACCGCCAACUUGAGUCCUAACUCGUUGCUCUUCCCCCCGGCAUACUGACGUGUUUGCAGCAGCAGCUCUCACGUCGUCCAUUGUUGAGCUGGCAUGUCUCUCUCUCUCUCUCUCUCUCUCUCUCUCUCUUUUUCUCUCUCUCUCUCUUUCUCUCUCUCUCUCUCUCUCUCUUUCUCUCUCUCUCUCUCUCUCUCUCUCUCUCUCUCUCUCUCUCUUUCUCUCUCUCUCUCUCUCUCUCUCUCUCUCUUUCUCUUUCUCUUUCUCUUUCUCUCUCUCUCUCUCUCUCUUUCUCUCUCUUUCUCUCUCUCCUACACACAUACAUACUACAGGUAACAAAGUACAUCUUCAUUGCCUUGCAUACAACACACAUCCUGUUUUUUUCUACUCUUCUGGCCUCUGCUCUUCUUUCAGCUUUGUCUUGAUGCCUGCUCCUCUUUGUACAUCGUUUCGUACUACAUUCCGGUUUACACUUGGGGAGAGUGAAUGUUCCAUCCGGCUUUAUAUGCACAUUCGAGAGUUGUUUCCAGUCUCGGGUUCUGUUUAUUCUCGGUACGUUUGCUGUGGCAAAACUUUUUUUGAGAUCUCAUCUUCGAUGAUUUAUCUAUCAAUUUUCUGUCGCCAAAUACUGCCAUGGCCACUGUCGUCUCUGUGGUUCUUAUGAAUGUGUGUUCCGUCACCACAA